CAGGUCGACGUCUGAAUGAUUCGGCUGGUGCAUAGGACGAUGUAUUUUUAUUAUUCUAAUUAAUCAGUUAAAUAAUUGCCGGCUUGUCCACUACAGUGAUAGUGACAAGUCAAUAAGGCACCAAAUUAUUUAUUUUGUCCCAUUCGUUUUCGUUACGUUCAUGACAUAACCUUAAAGUUCCUACUUAUUUUAUUCUUAUGUAAAUUCGUGAAUAUUUGAAUUAACAAUGGAAAGUGAAGCGAAAAAUGUGAUUCGAGUUGGUUCGAGAAAAAGUGAGCUGGCUCUGAUACAAACCAACUAUGUCAUUGACUGCCUGAAAAAAGUACACCCUGAAAAGGAAUUUACAGUAGUUACCAUGACAACGCUGGGAGACCGUAUACUAGACGUGUCGUUGCCGAAGAUAGGAGAGAAGUCUUUAUUCACCAAAGACCUUGAAGACGCACUGAGGAAUGAUACAGUGGACUUCGUGGUGCAUUCCCUGAAGGACCUACCUACCACCUUACCCGAUGGUCUGGCUAUUGGUGCUGUGUUUGAAAGAGAAGACCCGAGAGACGCAUUGGUUCUUCGAGAGGACUUCAAAGACCACACACUGGCUACAUUGCCUGAAGGAUCCGUUAUAGGUACAUCAUCACUACGUCGCACCGCUCAACUGCGCGGUUCGUACCCGCAGUUGUCUGUCGCAGACGUGCGCGGCAACCUCAACACGCGACUACGCAAACUGGACACGUCUGGACAAUACACCGCGCUGCUAUUGGCUAGCGCUGGCUUGCAACGCAUGGGAUGGAAGGACCGGAUAUCUAAGGUUUUGCCUUGCGCGGACAUGAAAUACGCAGUAGGACAGGGUGCCCUGGCCGUGGAGUGUCGGUCGGACAACACGAACAUUCUGAACAUGUUGGCGCCCUUCAACCAUCCAGAGACUUACUGCAGGAUCCUCGCGGAGAGGAGCUUCCUAAAGACUUUAGGUGGAGGUUGUAGUGCUCCGGUCGGCGUCUCCACGACCCUAAAGCCAGUAGACUCCCAGUUCAGAUUGUCCCUAACUGGAGCAGUUUGGAGUAUGGACGGCAAAACCAAACUAGACCACACCCUUCAACAAACAUUCACACAAAUCAGACGCACACAGAAACACAAACUUAGUCCUACAGAAGAAUCAGAAUGCAAAAAAGUAAAAAUAGACAAUGGCGAGUCCAAAAAUGAAAUCCUAAACCCUAAUGAAGUACUUAAAGAUAAUGUUGUAGGUAAAUCUGUUAGUCAAGAUAAAGAGGGCGACAGUGACAAUCGCAUUUUCUGCGGGUUAACUAUAAACACAACUAUACCCGUAGACGUUAUAAUCAAAUGUGAUAAUCUAGGUAAAGAUGUAGCCAACGCCCUCAUUGAGAAAGGUGCUUUAGAUGUCAUGAAGGUUACUCAAGAUAUCAUAAGAAGUUCCACAGCCGCUAAAAUAUCAUGAUUAAAACCUUUUUCUAGUGAGAAGGCUGUAUGGAUGUAUGUCUUGUUGUAUAAAAGUUUAGUGACACAAGUGGCCUUAUAAAAUCUUUUUUAUCUGUGCAAAUGUGUUUAGGAACAAAUUGUAGGUAUCAUAAGUAUAUUUAAUAUUGUUUAAAAUUCAUCUAGUUUAAUUUAUGCCAUAAUGGCCAAUUUUAUACAGAUUCAUAAACUAUGUAUAUUUGUACAUAAAUCUUAUUGUAAAAAGUGAAAUCGGUUUGUAAAUUGGGAUUUAUCAAACAACCUUCCACGACUUUAUGUCUGUAGCAAUAAGGGCGACUUUCGUAGUAAUUCUAAUUUCAUAAAUAUCUUUGCGUACAAUAUCCAAAUCCAACUCACAUAUACAUUAUACAUAUUCUGUCAAGGGACUUUGAUCUCUAUAGCCUUAGUAAUAAAGUUACAAUAGUUAAUUACUUCAAAAUCGUCCUUAUGUCUUUAGGUGAAUUGUUUUUUUUUUUAAUAUUUUAUCGUUGUUUGGCAUAAAGAUGACUGACUUAUACAACGAUAUUUGUUUUAGUUUAUUAAAUUUACCUAUUGCAAAUAUUUUAUUGAUGGGUGAGUAGCAAAUAAAUGGAGAACAUGUUGCUAACUACAUAAUAUUAAGUAAUUCUCGUGUUCAGGCUGAAGGCUCCUUGAAACAAUAUUGUCAUUUAUUAGAAUACAAUUAGGGAUGAUCCCUAAAAUAUUAUAUCCGUAUUACUGUUGACUGCACGGUUCGCGCGGUAGCUGGGCAACUGGCUGCCACGCAACGUGUCGCGAGUUCACUUCCCGCAC
Spodoptera litura is the source of this 2256-nucleotide messenger RNA. Its product is annotated as porphobilinogen deaminase-like protein l(3)02640. Gene Ontology annotation, cellular component: cytoplasm. Gene Ontology annotation, biological process: heme biosynthetic process. NCBI's taxonomy places the organism in Eukaryota, Metazoa, Arthropoda, Insecta, Lepidoptera, Noctuidae. The record is from RefSeq and is a predicted model, not a curated record. Gene Ontology annotation, molecular function: hydroxymethylbilane synthase activity.